This is a messenger RNA of Rhagoletis zephyria (snowberry fruit fly), 363 nucleotides long. RefSeq lists its product as uncharacterized. The record is from RefSeq and is a predicted model, not a curated record. Lineage: Eukaryota; Metazoa; Arthropoda; Insecta; Diptera; Tephritidae.
AUGUCUACUUGGAGUGGCGUGCGAACACGCAUCACCGCGUCUGUGCGGACCACCAAUCGCAUGAAUGCCUUGCUUAUGGAGUCAAUGUUGGGCAAGAAGCGUGCUUUGCAAAAACUGCAUUCCAGCGCUGGCGAAGGUGAAGAAUCCGAGUGUGCGGCGGAGCAGCCGAAACGCGAUUGGGAAUACUUUCGUAAUAAUUUUAGCAUGGAGGCUAUUUAUAAGCUAAUCGAGGCGGCUAUUGAGGAACGCUUGACGUGGGAUCGCUUUGGUCGCUCUUAUGAUUCCUGGCGUUCACUACAGAUGGCCGAAACGCUGGCCGCAGAUAUCCGAGAUCGUGUCAAGCGAUUACAGCAUAAGAGGUAA